CUACAGAUUAAAGCUACCGGAAGACUGCAAGGUUCAUUCAGUUUUUCACUUGUCACUGCUGAAGAAGGCUGUCCCUACCUCUACCCCAACACAACCGUUGCCAAAAUGCCUAACAGAGGAGUGGGAGCUGCAAGUCAAGCCAGAGUCUAUCAAAGGGAGCAGGGUUAACUCAACUGGUGAAGCUGAAGUGCUGGUUCAUUGGGAGAAUCUGCCUGAUUUUGAAGACACUUGGGAAGAUGCCCAGCAGAUGCAGCACCAAUUCCCUGAUCUCCACCUUGAGGGCAAGGUGGUCAAUUCAGGGGGGAGUGAUGAUAGGGAUGCGGGAAGACAGCCUGGUGUUAAUAAUAAUGUUAACUAUUAUGGUCAGGUGUAUUCCAGAAAGAGAAAACAGAAUAUUAAAUAACUAAGUGUGGAAGUCGAGGGGGUGGAGGGGGAGUUAUUAUAAAUAGCCAAUUAUUGUAAUAAAAAGUCAGGCUGGUUUUUGGCUUUGGCUUGGG
Molecule: messenger RNA, 497 nt
Organism: Cuscuta epithymum
Lineage: Eukaryota; Viridiplantae; Streptophyta; Magnoliopsida; Solanales; Convolvulaceae
Source: the annotation of a GenBank genome assembly